UGAUCGCUCUAAACCAACGACAGACUUGUUCCAACAAGAACCGGGGGCCUAUUUUGACUUUUGACACAAAACGAUCAACAAGUUUUUGAAGAAUUGACAAGAAAAGUGUUUCAUAGAGAAAAUGCAACUGGUUAGCCAGUCAAAUGGCCAUUUGAAAAAGAGAAUUUUAAGGAUAUAUCUGUCUAAGAAAUUGCUUUGUACUUACAAGCUUUGAAUAUCGGCUCAAGUGUUCGUAAAACCGUUUUCACCUUGUGCGGUGGUUGAUAUUAGAUGAAGGAAAAGGCUAAAAUACGGCAGCAUUUAUCGAGGAAUUGUCGAGCCUCUGCACUACUAUUCCCGUUAAGAUGUUACGGAGUAAAAUCAAAGAAGAAAAGCUUUAUUUAUGAUAGCUAAAAUACGGAAUUGAUCGCCAAAACAACAAGCGAACAUAAACCAAGCCAACAACGGGACAGUAAGGACAUAUCCGAUUGCCUAUAUGAAGAAUCUUGUCUUGCUUAUCGCGUGCUUUAGCGUGGGGCUAGCGAAUGAUGAUGACUUCUGCAAAGAAAAAGACGCCGGCCAUUACACGGACCCAGCUGAUUGUGCCAAGUUCUACCAGUGCGAUGGCUUUCACAGGACCUUCCACAGGAUGUGCUCAGACGUACCCAAAUGGAGUGUAAUGAAAAGCACCUGUGACCAUGCUAAGAAUGUAGACUGCAGACUCAAAUCUCACCCCGAAUGUUGUGGUGCCUCUCAGAGAACCACGAUCCUACAAAAGCUUGAAUUCUUCUGCUACACAUGUGCUGCAGAAAACCAGAUGAUGCUAGCGCAGGGAUUACAGCCUGCGCAACAACAGGUGUGGAUUGGCUACCGUCGGCUUAGGCAUGAAACACCAUUCUACUGAGUCCAAGACUACUUUUACACGCUGGUACAUAGGAGAGCCGAACUACGUUUUUGAACAUUUCGUCCACAUGUACGGGGAUUCUUCACGCCCUAAACGGCCCGCGGGAACCUAGAACAGUUACCGCUGUUACCGACUGGGAUGUGGGAUACGGUGCGAGAUGUAAAGACAGCAGUUAUGACUCAGUACACUUAGUGAAGCUGAAAUAAUAAAAAAAAAUAAUGAUGUUGAUUAUAAAUAGUAAUAAAUGAUCACUUUCAA
This is a messenger RNA of Nematostella vectensis (starlet sea anemone), 1141 nucleotides long. Its product is annotated as U-scoloptoxin(01)-Tl1a. The coding region runs from base 476 to 883 and encodes 135 amino acids. NCBI's taxonomy places the organism in Eukaryota, Metazoa, Cnidaria, Anthozoa, Actiniaria, Edwardsiidae. The record is from RefSeq and is a predicted model, not a curated record. Gene Ontology annotation, cellular component: extracellular region. Gene Ontology annotation, molecular function: chitin binding. The transcript is spliced from 6 exons.